AUGAGGACUCCUUUUCUUUUGGCCUUAUUGCUUUUAAAUCUACCUCAAGACAUAACAAGUUCUACCACAACAGAAGCAUUAACAAGUGAAUUAACAACUACUGACGAGGAGAUAACAGUAACAUCAACUUCUGAGGCGGCAACCACAACUGAAACACUCAAUGUCACAACCACAGACGCAACCACAACUGAAGAUGAAACAACAACUGACGUAGUUACAACAACUCAAGCAGAAACAGAGACUUCAACAGCAACAACAACAGAAGCGGCGACAACAACAACAGAGGCUGAAACAACAACAGAGGCAGCUACAACAACAACUCAGGAUGGAACCACAACAUACACUGUAACUACUACAGAUGCAGCAGCAGCAACAACAACAGAGACAAUUACAACCACAACAGAGGCUGCAACCACAACAGAAGCUUCAACAACAACAGACCCUGCAACCACAACAACAGAAGAAGCAACAACAACAGAAGCCACAACCACAACAGCAGAGGCAGCAACGACAACAGAGUCUGUAACAACUACAACAGAGAUUGCAACAACAACAGAGGCUGCUACAACCAUAGAAAUCUCAACAACCUCAGAAGCUGCAACUACUACAGAGGCUGCUACGACAACAACAGAAGCUGGCACAACCACAGAGGUUGCAUCUACAACAGAGACUGCAACAACAACAACAGAAUCUGCCACAACAACAGAGGCUACGACAACAACUACAGAAGCUGUCACAACUAUAGAGGCUGCGACAACAACAGAGGCUGCAACAACCACAGACACUGCAUCUACAACAGAGGCUGCAACAACAACAGAAGCUGCCACAACUACAGAGGCUGCGACAACAACAGAGGCUGCAACAACCACAGAGGCAGCAACAACAACUAUAGAAGCUUCCACGACAACAGAGGCAGCAACAACAACAGAGGGUGUCACAACCACAGAGGCAGCCACAACUACAGAGGCUGCGACAACAACAGAGGCUCUGACAACUACAACAGAAGCUGCCACAACUACAGAGGCUGCAACAAUAACUACAGAGGCUGCAACUACAACAGUGGCUCCAACAACAACAGAAGCUGAAACAACUACCGAGGCUCUGACAACAACAGAAGCUGUCACAACUACAGAGGCUGUGACAACAACAUCAGAAUCUGUCAUAACAACAGAAGCUGCGACAACAACAGAGGCUGCAACAACAACAGAGGCUGUAACAACAACAGUAGCUGCCACAACUACAGAGGCUGCUACAACAACUACAGAAGCUGUCACAUCUACAGAGGCUGUGACAACAACAACAACAGAAGCUGCCACAACUACAGAGGCUGCAACAACAACAGAGGCUGCAACAACAACAACAGAGGCUGCAACAACUACAGAGGCUGCAACAACAACAGAGACCCAAACAACAACAACAGAAGCUGCCACAACUACAGAGGCUGCAACAACAACUUCAGAGGCUGCAACAACUACAGAAGCUGCAACAGCAACUACAGAAGCUGCCACAACAACAGAGGCUGCAUCUACAACAGAGGCUGCAACAAUAACAGAAGCUGCCACAACCACAGAGGCUGUGACAACAACAGAGGUUCCGACAACUACAACAGAAGCUGCCACAAGUACUGAGGCUGCGACAACAACUAUAGAACCUGCCACAACUACAGAAGCAGCAACUACAACAGUGGCUCUGACAACAACAACAGAAUCUGCCACAACUACAGAGGCUCCGACAACAACACAAGCUGUCACAACUACAGAGGCUGUGACAACAACAUCAGAAUCUGUCACAACAACAGAAGUUGCGACAACAACAGAGGCUGCAACUACAACAGUGGCUCUGACUACAACAACAGAGGCUGCCACAACUACAGAGGCUCCGACAACAACAGAAGCUGUCACAACUACAGAGGCUCUGACAACUACAACAGAAGCUGCCACAACUACAGAGGCUGCGACAACAAUAUUAGAAUCUCCCACAACUACAGAAGCUGCAACUACAACAGUGGCUCCGACUACAACAACAGAAUCUGCCACAACUACAGAGGAACCGACAACAACGGAAGCUGCGACAACAACUGCAGAAGCUGUGACAACAACAUCAGAAAUUGUCACAACAACAGAAGCUGUGACAACAACAGAGGCUGCAUUAAUAACAGAGGCUGUAACAACAACAGGAGCUGCCACAACUACAGAGGCUGCAACAACAACUACAGAAGCUGCCACAACAACAGAGGCUGCAACAACAAUAGAGGCUCUGACAACAACAACAGAAGCUGCCACAACUACAGAGGCUGCAACAACUACAGAGGCUGCAACAACAACAGAGGCUGCAACAACAACAACAGAAGCUGCCACAACCACAGAGGCCCAAACAACUACAGAAGCUGCAACUACAACAGUGGCUGCAACAACAAAAGAGGCUGCAAUAACAACAACAGAAGCUGCCACAAUUACAGAGGUUGCAACAACAACAGAGGCUGCAACUACAACAGAGGCUCAAACAACAACAACAGAAGUUGCCACAACAACAGAGGCUGCUACAAUAACUACAGAAGCUGCAACAACUACAGAGUUUGCAACAACAACAACAGAAGCUGCCACAACUAUACAGGCUGCGACAACAACAGAGGCUGUAACAACAACAACAGAAGUUGCCACAACUACAGAGGCUGCUACAACAACUACAGAGGCUGCUACAACAACAGAGGCUGCAACAACAACAGCAGAAGCUGCCACAACAGCAACAGAGGCUGCUACAACAACAGAGGCUGCAACACCAACAGAGGCUGCAACAACAACAACAGAAGCUUCCACAACUACAGAGACUGCAACAACAAUAACAGAGGCUGCUACAACAACAGAGGCUGCCACAACUACAGAAGCUGCUACAGCAACAGAGGCUGCAACAACAACAACAGAAACUGCCACAACUACAGAGGCUGCUACAACAACUACAGAGCCUGCUACAACUACAGAGGCUGCAACAACAACAACAGAAACUGCCACAACAACAACAGAAGCUGCCACAUUUACAGAAGCUGCCACAACAACAGAAGCUGCUACAACUACAGAGGCAACAACAACAACACAGGCUGCAACAACAACACAGGCUGCAACAACAUCAACAGAAGCUGCUACAACUACAGAGGCUGCUACAACUACAGAGUCUGCUACAACUACAGAGGCUGCAACAACAACAGAGGCUCACACAACUACAACAGAAGUUGCCACAACUACAGAGGCUGCAACCACAACAGAGGCUGCAACAACAACUACAGAAGCUGCCACAACUACACAGGCUGCUACAACAACUACAGAGCCUGCUACAACUACAGAGGCUGCAACAACAACAACAGAGGCAGCAACAACAACAACAGAAACUGCCACAACUACAGAGACUGCAACAACAACAGAGGCUGCAUCAACAACAACAACAGAAGCUGCCACAACUACAGAGGCUGCUACAACAACUACAGAGGCUCAAACAACAAUAGAAACUGCCACAACAACAGAGGCUGCAACAUCAACAGAUGCUGCCACAACUACAGAGACUGCAAUAACAAUAACAGAGGCUGCUACAACAACAGAGGCUGCCACAACUACAGAAGCUGCUACAGCAACAGAGGCUGCAACAACAACAACAGAAACUGCCACAACUACAGAGGCUGCUACAACAACUACAGAGCCUGCUACAACUACAGAGGCUGCAACAACAACAACAGAAACUGCCACAACAACAACAGAAGCUGCCACAUUUACAGAAGCUGCCACAACAACAGAAGCUGCUACAACUACAGAGGCAACAACAACAACACAGGCUGCAACAACAACACAGGCUGCAACAACAUCAACAGAAGCUGCUACAACUACAGAGGCUGCUACAACUACAGAGUCUGCUACAACUACAGAGGCUGCAACAACAACAGAGGCUGCAACAACAAUAACAGAAACUGCCACAACUACAGAGGCUGCAACAACAACAGAGGCUGCAACAACAACAGAAACUGCCACAACUACAGAGGCUGCUACAACAACUACAGAGCCUGCUACAACUACAGAGGCUGCAACAACAACAACAGAGGCAGCAACAACAACAACAGAAACUGCCACAACUACAGAGACUGCAACAACAACAGAGGCUGCGACAACAACAACAGAAGCUGCCACUACUACUGAAGCUGCAACAACAACAGAGUCCCAAACAACAACAACAGAAGCUGCCACAACUACAGAGGCUGCAACAACAACAGAGGCUGCGACAACAUCAACAGAAGCUGCUACAACUACAGAGGCUGCUACAACAACUACAGAGGCUGCUACAACUACAGAGUCUGCAACAACAACAGAGGCUGCAACAACAACAGAAACUGCCACAACUACAGAGGCUGCAAUAACAACAGAGGCUGCAACAUCAUCAACAGAAGCUGCUACAACUACAGAGGCUGCUACAACAACUACAGAGGCUGCUACAACUACAGAGUCUGCAACAACAACAGAGGCUGCAACAACAACAACAGAAACUGCAACAACUACAGAGGCUGCAACAACAACAGAGGCAGCAACAACAACAGCAGAAGCUGCCACAACAACAGAGGCUGCUACAACAACUACAGAGGCUGCUACAACUACAGAGUCUGCAACAACAACAGAGGCUGCAACAACAGCAGAAAAUGCCACAGCUACAGAGGCUGCAACAACAACAGAGGCUGCAACAACAACAGCAGAAGCUGCCACAACAACAGAGGCUGCUACAACAACUACAGAGGCUGCAACAACAACAACAACAACAGAAACUGCCACAACUACAGAGGCUGCAACAACAACAACAGAAGCUGCCACAACUACAGAGGCUGCUGCAACAACAACAGAGGCUGCAACAACAACAACAGAAGCUGCCACAACUACAGAGGCAGCAACAACAACAGAGGCUCCCACAACUACAGAGCCUGCAACAAUAACUACAGAAGCUGCAACAACUACAGAAGCGGCAACAACUACAGAAGCUGUGACAACAACAGAGGCUGCAACAACAACAGAAUCCUUCACAACUACAGAGGCUGUGACAACAUCAGCGGCUGCCACAACUACAGAGGCUGCAACAACAACAGAGUCUGAAACAACAACAGAGGCUGUCACAAAUACUGAGGCUGCAACCACAACAGAGGCUGCAACAACAACAGAGACUGCAACAACAACAACAGAGGCUGCAAUAACAACAACAACAGAAUCCGCCACAACUACAGAGGCUGUGACAACAACAUCAGAAUCUGUCACAACAACAGAAGCUGCAACAACAACAGAGGCUGUAACAACAAGAGAAGCUGCCACAACUACAGAGGCUGCAACAACAAUAGAGGCCCAUACAACAACAACAGAAGCUGCCACAACUACCGAAGCUGCAACAACUAGUACAGAAGCUGCAACAACUACAGAGGCUGCAACAACUAGUACAGAAGCUGUCACAUCUACAGAGGCUGCUAAAACAACUACAGAAUCUGUCACAUCUACAGAAGUUGUGACAACAACAACAGAGGCUGCAACAAUAACAACAGAAGCUACCACAACAAGAGAGGCUGCCACAACUACAGAGGCUGCAACAACAACAGAGGCUGCAACAGCAACAACAGAGGCUGCAACAACUACAAACGCUGCAACAACAACAGAGGUUGUCACAACUGCAGAGGUUGUUACUACAACCAAGGCUGCAAUAACAUCAACAGAGGCUGCCACAACUACAGAGGCGGCGACAACAACUACUGAAGCGGCCACAAACACAGAGGCUGCGACUACUUCAGAGGCUACUUCAUUAACAACAGAAUCUGCUACAACUACAGAGGCUGCGACAGCAUCUACAGAAGCUGGCACAACUACAGAGGCUGCAACAACAACAACAGAGGCUGCGACAGCAACUACAGAAGCUGCCACAACUACAGAGGCUGCAACAACAACAGGAUCUGCCACAAGAACAGAGGCUGUAACUACAACAGAGGCUGCUACAACAACAACAGAAACUGUCACAACUACAGUAUCUGCGACAACAAUAGAAGCUGCCACGACAACAGAGGUUGCAACAACAACAACAACAACAGAAGCUGUAACCACAACAGAGUCUGCGACAACAACAAAGGUUUCAACAACAACAGAGUCUGCAACUUUAACAGAGACUCUGACUACAACAACAGAAGCUCCCACAAAUACAGAGGUUGUUAGUACAACAGAGGUCGCUACAACAACAACAGAAGCUCCUACAACUACAGAGGCUGUGAUAACAACAACAGAAGCUGCCACAACUACAAAGUCUGAAACAACAACAGAUACUGAAACAACUACAGAGGUAGCAGCAACAACAACAGAGGCAGCUAAAACAACAAUAGUUUUUACAACAAUAACUACAGAGGCAGCUACAACAACAUCAGAACCUGCAACAACAAUGUCAGCAACAACAACAGAAACCGCAACAACUGAGGCUGCAACAACAACAAAAGAGGCAAUUACUACAACAGAAGCAGCAGCAACAUCAACAGAGACUGUACAAACAACAGAGACUGUACCAACAACAGAUGCUGCAACAACAACAGAGGCUGCAACAACAACAGAGGCUGCAACCUCAACAGAAGGUGCAACAACAACAGCAGACGCAACUACCACAACUGAGGCUCCAAUAGUGUCAACUACGGAGGCGACAAAAACUUCUACAGAAGCAGCUGCAAAUGUAAACGAACCUUUCCCAUUUGGAUCUACCGAAUCUGACUUUAUUCUCACUGGAGAUGACAAUGUAGGCGUGACUUUGUCUGCUCCUACAAGAGUUUCUGUUGGUGAUGGCUCAGAGGGAAAAUUUACAUUCGCAAAGAUUGGAACAAAUGGAAUAAUAGGAUUAGGUGAAAGUUACAAUAGCAUCUCUGUUCAAGAUCUCUCUUCCUACACAACAAGCAGGCGUAAAAUCCUGUGUCCAUAUUGGACAGAUCUGAUAGGAAACUCAAACCUGAAUGUGGAUGAUGGAAAAGUUUACUACAGAGGUUAUAAGAAAGGUGAUGAUUAUUCCCAGACCAUGCUUGACAGAGCUAACAAGAUCGUGAAAACUUACUUUAAGGAUUUUCCCAAUUUUGAUUCUAUCUGGGUAGUCAAAGCAACUUGGUACAAAAUGAAUAUUUUCGGCGACCAAUCAAAAGUAAGAUCAAGAUGUAUAAAUGGAAGGUCAAAUAAAGUGACUUUCCAAAGUCUUUUGAUCACAGACGGUGAAAAUACAUUUGUUGUAUUCAACUAUAUGGAUGUAGAUAUUACUCCCAAAACUAACUUUAAAAUUUCCAUUGGAUACCGUUACAAAGGAAUUUACACUAGCAAUUCCUAUAGCAACCAAAAUGGAGCUUUCAAAAUGAGUAGGAUCCAAGGAAAUUCAGAAUUAAAUGGCUUCUGGAUCUACAAGAUGACAAGUGAAGUGUCCGAAAAUCUAGAGGAGAAAAAAUGCUUUAACUGGUACAUAGAAAACAAACUGCGUGGAGUCGACACACGCCUCAAACGCCUGAGAUCCUGGAGUAGAUACCAGUGUCCAUGUAGCAGUCGUCUGCUGAGAUUAACUCCCAUGUUUAGGUUCAAUAGAGUUGACCUGGAGAACAACGUCAUCUGCUACGCUUCACUUACCUCACCGGAAAGCACUGAAUGCUGUUACCCUAUGAAUUGGCGUGGAAGAGCCCGUGGCGCCCGCACAUUCGCUAUUCCAGCUGCCGGUAGUCUUCUGCAAUACAGUCCAUUUCGCUUAAGGAGACAGUAUUACCUCAAUGAUUUUGAUGCCAAGAGAACCUGCUGUAAUUCAGGACACUGUGACUGGUACUAUGACGUCAGACCCAGGACACGGUGUUACCGGAGAGCACGAUCUAGGCCUAGUUGGUUUUGGGGUGACCCCCAUGUUGCUACACUGGAUGGCGGUCAAUACACCUUUAACGGCUACGGUGAAUACAUCAUGAUGAAGGGUGAUGUAGGGGGAUCUCAGUUUGAACUCCAGGGGCGGACUGAUCUGGCCCUUUCCGCUAAUGGAACUAAAAUCAACGCCACAAUUUUCAGUGGAUUUGCAGCCAAAGAUCAUUCCAAUGCUUCGUUCCAGGUGGAACUGUCUAGAAACAGGAAUAAAAUGUAUAUUCGUGGAAAUGGACGCGACUUGACACUUGAAUUCGACAACGAUCCAGAAUUCUCCUUUCUCACGGAUGAUAUUUCAAUUUCCAGGGAAAACGAAACUGUUACCGCUACAUUUUUACAAAGUUCUGUUUCACUGACUAUCAGUAAAGGUGUGGGAUUUCUAACCUGUGAGAGCGUGGUCAGCGAGGACUACAGGGGAAACAUUAGUGGACUUAUGGGGAACUUUGAUGGGGAUAAAAACAACGACUUCGUACUGCCAAACGGCACCUUACUUACAGGGGACAAAGUAGACACAGAGAGGAAAAUCUACCAUAAUUUCGGACAAAUCUGGAGUGUUAAUGAGAGCACGUCACUGUUUCACUACGGCGUUGGGUACUCGCAUUCAGAUUUCUCACAUCCCGAUUUUGUCCCCUUCUUCAUUGACGAAUUUUCAGAAGAGGAACGAAAUGCGUCCAUCAUAGCUUGUGGUGGUGCCUCUGCUACACAGUCUUGUAUAUUUGACUUCCUGGCAACAAAAAAUCAAGAGCUAGCAAUAACAUCUGGAGGUGAACAGAAUAACUUCGAGACGGAGAGUGCAACUGCAGAUAAUGAAACUCCAGAUAUAGAAUUAGAAGGCGGCGAUCAAAUUUUGGCAGAAGUGAAUCAACCUGUAGAAAUUAAGUUCAAUGCUUCAGACGACGGGACAUACACUUACCAAAUUCUCCAGGAGCCAGCCUCUGGGUUCAACCUUAACACCAGCUCCGGCAUAGCAACGUGGACACCAAGUGACACCGGUGUUGUCAACAUCAGCGUGACUGUGGUUGAUGACAAGAAUGUUUCCGCCUCUCCGGUAGAUGUCGCUAUUAUAUUAUGUAGUGGUUGUAGCAACCAAGGAACAUGUAACUACAAUAGUACAAGAACCAGUUCUAGCAGCAUGUUUAACCUGGCUGUCUGUGUGUGUGACACAGGAUAUGAUGGUGAUGACUGUGAGAACGAUGAAGACGCCUGCCUUCAGAAUCCCUGUGCUCUGGGGAGGAACUGUACGGACCUGACCCCUCAGGAGGAAGUAGCCCUGGGUCGAGGAUACAAUUGUACAGAUUGUCCCUCCGGAUACCAGGAAGUGGGCAGUAAAUGUGAUGAUAUCAACGAGUGUAACACUACAAACCCUUGUGAUUCCGUCACCCAGCAUUGUGAAAACACGGAGGGGAGCUACCUGUGUAAUUGUAAAGAGGGCUAUUGGAAAGUCGGUCAGACGUGCCAAGAUAUUGAUGAAUGUACUGAGAGUACCUCUGGCUGUGAGCAGAUAUGUAUAAACUCCCCUGGAUCAUUCAGCUGUUCCUGUGUAGUGGGACAUACCCUUAACAGCGACAAUAAAACAUGUACCAAACUAGUAACGGACCUCUGUGCUGCUGCUAACUUGAGUUGUGAAUACACAUGCGAUAACUCUACUGGAACCUUCGCCUGCGUCUGUCCCAUAGGGUAUAGACUUGAUGCCAACGGAGAAAACUGUACAGAUAUUGAUGAAUGCGAAAGCAACAUUUGCUGUCAAGGAUGUGACAAUUCCAUCGGAUCCUUCACAUGUUCCUGUCUCGCUGGCUUCACCCUCAACUCAGAUAAAACAUCAUGUUCACCAUGCGUUCCACCAAAUUAUGGCGAUAACUGUACCAAGGUUUGUCAGUGUGGUGCGGGGGUGGACAGGUGUGAUCCAGUUACUGGGUGUGUCUGUCUGUCCGGAUGGACGGGAACUAAGUGUGAUCAGGAUAUAGACGAGUGUACAGUUAAUCCAUUAAUCUGUGGUACAGACAAGGAAUGUCAGAAUCUCCAGGGAUCCUACACCUGUAACUGUAGAGAAGGAUUCGUCAAAAAUGAAACAAACUGUAUAGACAUCGAUGAAUGUGCCAACUCUGGAACUAACAACUGUACCUCCUCCACCUCUACGUGUAAGAACACGGAGGGUAGUUAUACGUGUCAAUGUGUAACAGGCUACAUUCAGAAGAACGCAUACGAAUGUCAAGACUUUGACGAAUGUACUGCUGGCUCUGACGGUUGUUCUCAGAUAUGUACAAAUGUCGAUGGCGGAUUUAACUGUGACUGUCAGUUUGGUUUCGCUCUCGGGGACGACAGAAGGACAUGUGAAAGAGUUACCGACAUCUGUUCGCUGUUUCCCUCCCUGAACUGUAGUUACGGUUGCAAGCAAGACCAAAACAACGAAAGCGUAGGGUACUGUUUCUGUGAGGCGGGCUAUGUUCUAAAUGCUCAGGAUCAACGAUCUUGCAUUGAUGUGAAUGAAUGUCUGAAUUCCACACAGAACAAAUGCUCUCUCCCGGACAGGUGUGUAAACAUCCCAGGGUCCUAUAAUUGUACAUGUCCAACAGGGUAUUCCUUAGAAAACGAUGGAAGAACAUGUUCAACGUGUGAUGGAUUUUACUAUGGAGAGAAUUGUGCAACACCUUGUAAUUGUGGAGCUGGUGCUUCCAAAUGUGACAAUGUACUUGGAUGUGUAUGUAAAACAGGCUGGGCCGGGGCCAAAUGUGAUGCCGAUAUUGACGAGUGUUCUGCUAGUAACCCGUGUACAGGGGCCAAUCAAGUGUGUCAGAACACUCCGGGAUCAUACAAAUGUUUAUGUGGUACCGGAUAUAAUGAAACCUCCCCAGGAAAUUGCACAGAUAUUAACGAAUGCGAUACCAACCCCUGUAGUCAGAGUUGUACAAACACUCCCGGAAGUUACACCUGUAGUUGCAGGGCGGGAUUUAGAUUGGUCAGAGGUACAGAAUGUGAGGAUUAUGACGAGUGCUCUGCCCCUGAGAAUCCCUGUGAUCAAGUAUGCGGUAACACAAUCGGAAGUUUCAGGUGUUUAUGUAACGCUGGAUUCCUUCUGAACACCACAUCACGAACUACAUGUUAUGCACGAACUUUUUGUACAAAUACUACUUUCAACUGCUCACAGCAAUGUGGAGUAAAUGCGGACGGAUCAGAAUAUUGCUUCUGUAAUUCUGGGUACCGCUUGAACAGCACCGAUGGGGUAUCAUGUGACGAUAUUGACGAAUGUGCCCCAAAUCCAUGCAGUGAAACAUGUACCCAGAAUGCCCCAGGUGCCGGAUACACCUGUUCUUGUGCUGCCGGAAAGAGGCUGGAUGUAGACCAGAGAACAUGUAUUGAUUGCGAAUUUGGAAAAUAUGGCCUCAAUUGUGGAACUAAUUGUACAUGUAAUGCCCAGAAUACUCUUUCGUGUGACAAAGUGUCAGGAAACUGCACGUGUAAAACAGGUUGGGAGGGACUCACCUGCUCGGUUGAUGUAGACGAGUGUCGGAAUACAACAAUGUGUCCGAUCAACUCUGUAUGUUCAAACACUAAUGGAUCUUAUUCGUGUAUUUGUAAUCCUGGAUAUUCUCUCGCUGGUGGACAAUGUGUUCAGUGUUCGAGUACAACAUAUGGUCAGAAUUGUGCCAGUCAGUGUACGUGUGACUUCAGUAACACUCAGUCAUGUGACAAACAGAAUGGAACCUGCUACUGUAGUUCUGGAUGGCAGGGUAUUAACUGUACAGAGGAUGUCCCAGAAUGCACCAAUGAUCCCAGUAUUUGUGGUGCUAACGCAACCUGCACUGAGCAAACGGGAUCAUAUCUCUGCACCUGUAAUGCAGGCUUUGAGAAGGACUCGAAUGGAAAUUGUAUAGAUACUGAUGAGUGUAUCCGUGGUACAUCAAAUUGUGAUAGCAAUGCAGCGUGUAGCAACACUGAUGGCAGCUUUACGUGUAGCUGUAAUCCUGGCUUUUCUGGCAACGGGCAAACUUGCUCAGUCCCUACAACAACGGAGGAAACAACGACAUUCUUGUUUGUUUCAACAUCUUCAAUUGGACCUAUUACCUCAUCUACUGAUGAUACAACAUCAGGCGAAACGAUGACAUCUAGUGGCGUUACGUCGACACAAGCUGCUACAACAGACCAGCAGACAACAAUAGGACAACAAACCACUACUGGUGCUGCAUCAUCUGUCCAACCCUCAACUACAGGUUCCGGAAGUUCUGUCCAGACCACCUCAGCUGCUGUGUCGUCUGCUCAACCGACAACAGAUUCAAUCACAUCUAACCAACCAACAACUGAAGAGUUGACUUCUGCCAAACCAGCGACUACAGUUACACUGACAUCUGUGAAGCCAGUAACUACUGAUUCCUUAACAUCUACCGUGUCGGUAACUACUGGUCAGACGACACCAAGUCAGUCUGUCACCACUGAUUCUCAGGUCUCCACCCUUCAGUCUACGAAUCUACCCGUCUCCACGGGCGGGGUCACAACGGAAGUACAAUCCACGACCAGUGAAUCUCCUAGUACUACAUCAGAAGCAGUAACCACUGCUGCAUCGACAGCCCCUGUAACAACACAGCCAGUCACAUCAGAUGCUGUUACAGCGGAAACGUCAACCGCCGGUGUUACAACUGAAACGUCAACCGCCCCUGUUACAACACAGCCAGUAACAACAGAAGUUGUUUCAACUGAAACGUCAACCGCCCCUGUAACAACCCAGACAGAAGCAGGUACUGAGAUAAUAUCAUACAGCCAUUCUUCAGCUACUACUUAUCAACCAGCUUCCAACGAACGUGUUUUCUCCUCAUCAUUUACGUUUAACAUAAAUAGAAAUGCUGCAGAUAAAGAAGCCAUCAAGACAGAGAUGGAAUCAGUCCUGACAGCAUUUUACCAGAAUAGAAUCACUGGAUUCAUAAAAGUCAUAAUAAUUGAAAUCAGAUUUGGCAGCGUAAUUGCAGAUCACAGUGUGGUGACGUCAAGCUCUUCUGUGGAUCAGACACAGAGCGAUUUUGUACAAACGUUGAAUAGUCUGGCAACAGGGAGUCAGACAGUUACAUACAAUAACACACAAUAUCCCCUCCAAGCUUUAAACGUCACAGAUUCCAACGGGAAUACAAAAACUGUAAGUAUAACGUCGAGUUCCACUGGUUGCACAGUAUUUAAUACUAUUAUUACCUGUCCGGCUGGUCAACGCUGCUCUGACAUAGAUGGAUUAGUGAAGUGCAGGGAAAUUGAAAGUGACGACUCCUUUAAGCUGAUAGUUGGACUUGGCGUAGGAAUCCCUCUCUUCUUUAUAGCUGUCCUAGUUCUGGCCAUUAUUUGCAUAUACUACCGCAGACGGAAGUACAGAAAGGACUCAUUAAGUUCUGAGGAAGAUGAUUUAGAUAGGACAAUGCACACAGACGGCUUCUUCAAGUCGGGGAUCCCCACAAAGAUUGAUAGCUGGGGUCGACGUGGCCCCUAUUCAUUGAGGAACUGGGGAGAUGAUUCCAGUAUAUCAGACAUGAAUGAUAGAAGGGGGAGAGGCGGGGAUGGAUUUGACAAUACAUACCGUGGCGGAAGAGAAGUCUACAUGUAUGACAAUGGAGCCAAAUCUAAUUUUUCGUGGGAUUUUAUGUAUCAAGCACUAGAUCCUAAUACACAGUAUCAAAUUAAACGACCCCAGGCUGAAACUAGACCACAUCCACUUUAUAAAAAGACAGACCCUUAGAUUCUGAAUAUUGAUCUGAAAUCCAUACUCUUCCAUAAAUGUGCCAAGUCAAAUGCUAUCAUCGAGAUCGUGUGAUUUGUCAUUUAACAAUUCCAUUAAUAAUUAAUUCGUUUUAAUACAUUAAGACAUUUAAUUCAUCUAGUUCUGUUUGUUGAGAUGCAUAUCAUAAGGAACCAAGUGCAAUGUUUCACCUUCUUUAUUAUUUGAAAUCCAUUAAAACUAAAAGGAUGGAGUAUCAAAUAAUUUAGAAGCAGCAUUCUCUGGGAAACAUGUAAUUCUUAAUACAUGAUAAUUUUUCUCCUUGUGUUAAAUUGUGUUCAAAUAUAUAUUACAAUGUAUCAGCGCUUAAAAUUAUUGAAAAAAAUCUUAAUAAGUUUGAUCAUUUAUUUUAUUUGUAUAUUUGACAAAUUUUAUUUGUGUGUUAGCUUUAUUAGAUUUUUGAGUAAUAUUGUUUAUUGUUUUAUCCGUG
Messenger RNA from Saccostrea cuccullata (small rock oyster), 14092 nucleotides. RefSeq names its product mucin-4-like. The record is from RefSeq and is a predicted model, not a curated record. The transcript is spliced from 42 exons. Lineage: Eukaryota; Metazoa; Mollusca; Bivalvia; Ostreida; Ostreidae. Gene Ontology annotation, biological process: cell-matrix adhesion. Gene Ontology annotation, molecular function: calcium ion binding. Bases 1 to 13623 code for a protein of 4540 amino acids.